Molecule: messenger RNA, 1878 nt
Organism: Vicia faba (fava bean)
Lineage: Eukaryota; Viridiplantae; Streptophyta; Magnoliopsida; Fabales; Fabaceae
Source: the annotation of a GenBank genome assembly
AUGCUUCACCAUCCAUUACUCUACCGUUCAAGAACCGCCGCUCAACCAACACCGCUCCUCGCUUCGAUUCUCUCCGCCACCGCCAACAAUCCCGGACGCACUUCCCUUGCCGGAAAUUUCUCUCGCCGUGAUAUCCGGUUGAAGUUUAGUAUGCAAGCAUCUGGAAGCAAAUCGAAUAAUAGUGAGGUUAGGACAACUAAUGCUAAUGCUCAACAAGAGGUGCAUAAGGACGAAGCCUUCAAAGUGAUGGAGACCAGACCAUCGUGGGAAAUUUCUCCAGGCCAAGCAUUUCCAUUAGGUGUAUCACAAGUCGACAACGGGAUCAACUUUGCUAUAUUUUCACAACAUGCAACUGCUGUCGCACUUUGUUUGGUCCUUCCUGAAAGGGAAAGCAUUGAUACACUGGAUGGUGGUAUGAUAGAACUGGCUUUGGACCCUCAUUUAAACAAAACAGGGGACGUUUGGCACAUAUGUAUUGAGGAUCUUCCUGGGAGCAAUGUUUUGUACGGGUAUCGAAUAGAUGGAUCUCAAGACUGGGGUAAGGGGCAUCGGUUUGGCAGAAGCAUUGUGCUUGUUGAUCCUUAUGCAAAACUUGUUGAAGGUCGUAGAUAUUUUGGGGAUAUUAGCAAGAAGUUGUCUAAGUUUCUGGGCACAUAUGAUUUUGACAGCUUGCCUUUUGACUGGGGAGAGAAUUAUAAGCUUCCAAAUAUUGCCGAGAAAGAUCUUGUUAUAUAUGAGAUGAAUGUCCGUGCAUUUACAAUGGAUGAAUCUAGUGGAUUGGAUAACAACAUUCGUGGAAGCUAUCUUGGUGUGAUUGAGAAGAUCCCACAUCUUCUAGAGCUUGGUAUCAAUGCAGUGGAGUUGCUGCCUAUCUUUGAGUUUGAUGAGUUGGAAUUGCAGAGGCGUCCGAAUCCUAGAGAUCACAUGAUUAAUACGUGGGGUUAUUCAACAAUAAAUUUCUUUGCUCCUAUGAGUCGCUAUGCUAGUGCUGGAGGAGGACCAGUUAAUGCUUCCCAAGAGUUCAAGCAAAUGGUUAAAGCCUUACAUUCUGCUAGCAUAGAGGUUAUUUUGGAUGUUGUCUACAAUCAUACUAAUGAGGCUGAUGAUCCCAAUCCUUACACUACUUCGUUUCGUGGCAUAGAUAAUAAGGUUUAUUACAUGCUAGACGACAAAGGACAAUUGCUGAACUUUUCUGGCUGUGGAAAUACAUUGAAUUGUAACCAUCCUGUGGUCAUGGAGCUAAUUCUUGACAGCCUAAGACAUUGGGUCACUGAGUAUCAUGUAGAUGGAUUUCGAUUUGACCUUGCAAGUAUAUUGUGUCGAGGAACUGAUGGUUCACCCCUCAAUGCUCCUCCACUCAUCAGGGCAAUUGCUAAAGAUGCAGUCUUGUCCAGAUGUAAAAUUAUUGCAGAGCCUUGGGACUGUGGUGGUCUCUAUCUUGUUGGAAGUUUUCCAAAUUGGGAUCGAUGGGCUGAAUGGAAUGGGAAAUAUCGUGAUGACGUACGGAAAUUUAUCAAGGGUGAUUCUGGUACCAAGGGGAGCUUUGCAACUCGUGUUUCUGGAUCUUCUGAUCUUUACAGAGUGAACAAGCGCAGACCAUACCAUGGUAUUAAUUUUGUUAUUGCACAUGAUGGAUUCAGUUUGCGUGAUCUUGUUUCAUACAACUUCAAGCACAAUGAAGCUAAUGGAGAAGGUGGAAAUGAUGGAUGCAAUGAUAACUUUAGUUGGAAUUGUGGUUUUGAAGUCCUAGGUUCACCGAACAAGGGUUUCCCUCCCUAUUCACUCACGACAUGCACAAACUUGUUGAAGCAUGCUCUUACUGGCGCUUCCAACAGCACAAACACAGCGACCGAGGCUGCACUGAAGACUCAACAAUGA